CUCCAUUUCACACACACAGAGAGAGAGAGAGAGAGAGAGUAAUGGAGUCUGCAGUUCUAUCUAUUCCCAUCAUCUCCUCCAAAACCCUAAAGUACAAUCCGAACUCUCUCCAUCGCAAUCACUUCAAACCUUCUCCCAAUCAAACCCUCACCAAAUCCAGCAUCAGAAGCAUCGUGUCCAGCAAUUCUCAUCGCUCAAGGGAAUUCUUCUCGAUGUCAUUCGCUGCAAUUCUACCCGAAAACCCGUCCGCCACGGCCCUGAUUUCACGCCAAUUAGCAUCCGCCUCAAGCUCUGCCAGAGCAUCUGCUUCUGGCGGAAGUGGGGAGUCGAAACCCGUUUCAGAUUCUUCUGCCAACGAGAUAAUCCUCGAUGUUGCUGGAAUGAUGUGUGAUGGAUGUGUAAAAAGUGUUACCCGAAUACUGGAAAGUCAACCUCAGGUAUCCUCUGCCAGAGUCAAUCUUGCAACAGAAACAGCAGUUGUAUGUGCCACACCUGAAGCCCAGGUUACACAGAACUGGCAACAACAGGUAGGAGAGACACUUGCAAACCACUUGACCAAUUGUGGAUUUAAGUCCAACCUUCGAGCUCGGUAAUUGGCAGGUUGAAGAUGAUACAAACUGAAGGAGACAAUCAUUUGUACGAAUUCCUGUGUUGGACAUCGGAACUUCAUUAAUAAAUGGAUUGUAUAUUGAAUGUCCCAUAUUCAUUGGGAUCUGUAUUCAACAUCAAGUUAUAAAGUUCUUUUUUCUUUGGAUCAA
Magnolia sinica is the source of this 758-nucleotide messenger RNA. Its product is annotated as copper-transporting ATPase PAA1, chloroplastic-like. Gene Ontology annotation, biological process: copper ion homeostasis. Gene Ontology annotation, cellular component: membrane. NCBI's taxonomy places the organism in Eukaryota, Viridiplantae, Streptophyta, Magnoliopsida, Magnoliales, Magnoliaceae. The record is from RefSeq and is a predicted model, not a curated record. Gene Ontology annotation, molecular function: P-type divalent copper transporter activity; copper ion binding. The coding region runs from base 42 to 593 and encodes 183 amino acids. The transcript has 4 exons.